CAGCCGGUAGCUGCCGGCGCGCCAUAUUCAAUUUGUUGUUUCAGAGCUUCAGCUUGAGGGCGAAUAUACUCGUAAUACCUCUCUUUUUCUUUUUAAAUUAAUAACGCCUUUAUUAAAACAGCCUCUUUUAGUAAAAAUGGACUGUGUGGAUUUUCCGAGAGUUCUUCCAAAUUCACCGAGGAAAGCCCGGGGACAAAUUCAGGUCAUCUUUGGACCGAUGUUUUCAGGCAAAAGCACUGAACUGAUGAGAAGAGUGCGCCGUUUCCAGAUAGCCCAGUAUAGCUGCUUGGUGAUUAAAUAUGCCAAAGACACACGUUAUUCUGACGCAGGCAUGGCUACACAUGACAAAAACACAAUGGAGGCUGUACCAGCCAACUGUCUGGGAGAUGUGAGAUCUCUGGCACUCAAUGCCUGUGUCAUUGGAAUCGAUGAAGGGCAGUUUUUUCCAGACACAGUGGAGUUUUGUGAGGAGAUGGCCAAUUUAGGAAAGACAGUCAUUGUAGCUGCCUUGGAUGGAACCUUCCAGAGAAAGGCAUUUGGAAACAUCCUUAACCUUGUUCCUCUAGCAGAGAGCGUGGUGAAACUCCACGCCGUCUGCAUGCAGUGUUACAAAGAAGCCGCCUACACCAAGAGGAUAGGAGCCGAGAAGGAGGUGAGGAGGCAAAUUUACGAAAUGAAUAAGGUGGAAGUGAUCGGUGGAGCUGACAAGUAUCAAGCGGUGUGUAGAAAGUGUUAUGGGGGUCUGGUGGCAGACAAAGAGAACCAUGCACCCUUUAGGAAUGAAACUCCACAACAUGCCUUCUCAGGAAAACAAAUGGACUGCAGAGUUCCCAGAAAGCUUUUCUCUGCUCUCCACCUCGAAACACAAAACUAAGACAAAAUCAAUCAGUAUUGUACAUGUUUUAUCUGAUACUAAUUUUUAAAUGUUUUGGGAUGGGUUUGUGUAAUUGGGUAUAAGCAACUCAAUUUAUUUCAUUUUGUCUUUUGUGUCAAAUUUGUAUUACUUGAUUAAUCUGGAAAUGCACUUGAAACUUACCCUGACAAUGAGUAAAAUGUGUAACCUUUGUUUUGGUAUGUUUUGACCUCUUUAACAGUGGCAUUAUCCAGUCAUAUAUAAAGUUUUAAUUUAUUUUCUCAUUUUAAAAAAUUGUCUACCAUCAUUUGUAAGGAGGUUGUCUCAUGUUUCACUUGUAUCACAGUUCGACACUAAGAAAAAUGUAUGGCUUCAAAACAGCUUCUCCAAAAGAUUUCCAUAAGAGAUGGUUGGGAAAUGCUCCUUUUCUCACACUUACAAAACAUAAACAGAAAUGUUUUCAA
Messenger RNA from Lates calcarifer (barramundi perch), 1317 nucleotides. It is a transcript of the gene tk1, whose product is annotated as thymidine kinase 1, soluble. Gene Ontology annotation, biological process: thymidine metabolic process. Gene Ontology annotation, molecular function: ATP binding; thymidine kinase activity. The record is from RefSeq and is a predicted model, not a curated record. NCBI's taxonomy places the organism in Eukaryota, Metazoa, Chordata, Actinopteri, Centropomidae. The transcript is spliced from 7 exons. Bases 137 to 874 code for a protein of 245 amino acids.